AUGCUUCGCUUCCUGGCCCUCGCGACCGCCGCCGUCGCCUUCGCGCCGUCGGCGCGGACGUCGCCGCGCGCGUUCCGGCUCGCCGCCGCCGAGGCCGGCGCGGCGCCGGCCGCCGGCAUCCAGUUCUACGAGGGCAUGUUCGAGCCCGACGUGCCCGACGUGAAGAUCACGCGGUCGCGGGACGGCGACAACGGCGUCGCGACCUUCGACUUCCAGGCGCCGAGCUUCUUCAACUGCGAGAGCGAGGCGGACCGCGCGCGCGCGAUCACGGCGAUGACGAUGAUGGACGAGGAGGGCGAGCUGUCGACGCCCAACGUCAACGCGCGCUUCGUCGACGGCGACCCCGUGGGCCUCGUCGUGCGCUACGAGAUGACGACGCCCGCGGCGUUCGACCGGUUCAUCCGCUUCAUGGGCCGCUACGCGGAGGCCAACGGCCUCAACUUCAACAAGGCGUAG
Aureococcus anophagefferens is the source of this 456-nucleotide messenger RNA. RefSeq lists its product as hypothetical. The transcript has 3 exons. The coding region runs from base 1 to 456 and encodes 151 amino acids. Gene Ontology annotation, biological process: photosynthesis. NCBI's taxonomy places the organism in Eukaryota, Pelagophyceae, Pelagomonadales, Pelagomonadaceae. Gene Ontology annotation, cellular component: membrane; photosystem II oxygen evolving complex; photosystem II. The record is from RefSeq and is a predicted model, not a curated record.